AGUUUGGGUUGAGUUCAAACAUGAAUGAUAAUAAUGUGACCAGCACUAGUGGAAGCACAACAGCCAGACAAGACACCGACAGUCUCAGUACAAGCUUCAGCACACAGCUCAUCGGACAUGAGGUUGAAUCAUCACUGAGUGGUCUGGAAACUGCUACAACUAACCUUGACCUUUCUGAGUCAAAUGAAAAUGAUCGUGUAGCCUGCAUACUCUCAAAGGUGAAAGAAACUGCAUCAGAGACCAGAAAGUUGCUGUUGGAGCAAGCAAUGACCACCAUUGUUGAGGCACACUUGACUACAACUAUAAACACGCAUGCAAAUGUUCUUGAAGCUAACAAGAAAAUUCAGCAGAAAAUUCAGGAAAUGCCUGAGGCAUAUGCUCUGUCGCUGAACAGCAACAACUUGUGGCAGCAGUUUAUGUCAGCCAUGUUGCCCGAGAUCACCAAGGUGAUUGAAUUCUGCACAAAACUGCCAGGUUUCCCAGAACUGAGACAAGCAGACAAGAUUGUGCUAAUUAAACAAGGCUGCUUCGAAGUUAUGGUGACCCGUUUCUGUUUGCUUGUAGAUCCCGACAAGGAGGAGAUGCUGGAUCCAACGCUUCAGAUCAAGGCUCCAAGGCAUGUUGUCCGUGACACACCGAUGGGAGAUUUUCUGGACCAGUUUUUCACAGUAGCCAGCCAGUUCAACCCUUUAGCUCUCACAGACGAAGAGAUUGGUCUCUUUACUGCUGUGCUUAUGACCUACCCAGAUCGAGAAGGAUUGAUGAAUCGAACUACAAUUUCUGUAAUCCAUCAACUGUUUCUCCAGGCACUGUAUUUGCUGCUCAGAAAAAACCACCAAGAUGCUGAUGAGAUCUUGCGCAGUCUAAUUAAUAUCAUGCCUGUUGUUCGGAAAAUCAGUGAGAAUCAUCUGGAGUUUCUACAGAAGAUCAAACUGAACUCUCCCUCUGAGUUUGACAAGAAGUUUCCAACUUUGCACAGAGAACUCUUUGACAUUGCAUGCUAA
Candidula unifasciata is the source of this 1004-nucleotide messenger RNA. NCBI's taxonomy places the organism in Eukaryota, Metazoa, Mollusca, Gastropoda, Stylommatophora, Geomitridae. The record is from the annotation of a GenBank genome assembly.